Molecule: messenger RNA, 1827 nt
Organism: Peronospora matthiolae
Lineage: Eukaryota; Oomycota; Peronosporomycetes; Peronosporales; Peronosporaceae
Source: the annotation of a GenBank genome assembly
AUGUCGACGCUCCCAGCGCCUGCAGCUGUCGCCGGGACGCAGACGAUUGCGGGCGUGCCCGUGGAGCUCGGCCAGUCGGUCCACGCGAACACGAAGAAGCAGCUGCAGCGCCAGAUCAACUCGAUCGUCGGCUGGAACGAGCUGGACCGGGCGCCCCUGACUGUGGCCCAGCCGAUGCUCCGUGGGAGCGAGCACCAGGUGGGCGAGCACCCGUACUUUGUCUGUGAAAAGUCCGUGGGGAUCCGGUACUUGGUGCUGCUCGUACAGGGCCGUUGCUACCUCAUUGCGCAGAAUUAUGACUUUCGAGAGGUGACGCUCUUCUGUCCCGUGCGGCCCGACCGACUGCAGCCAGGCGUCGACCGCAAUACGGUCGUCCCGCAUCAAUGGACCAUUUUAGACGGACUCUUGGUGUGUGAUAGAGACAGCACCAAGUCGGUGCUCACACUGCUGCUGUACGACAUUCUGGCACUCAAUGGCAGUCCCGUGAUGACCUCGAAGCUACAGGACCGACUCAAGUUGAUCCAAAAUGACGUCGUGGGGCCACGCAAGCAGCUGCCGUUGCCCAAAGGACAUCCGCCUGACAUGUUCCAGCUCGUGCUGCAGUCCAUGUACCCCAUUGAUCGGGUUGGGCAUGUUAUUCGUAGCAUCCUGCCACGAGUGUCCCAGACGAGACAGAAUGCAGGGUUGGUGUUUACGCCAGUGCUGCUGCCGUACACACCGGGACAUUCGAAGGGAUUGUUUCAUUGGACGCCAGCAGCAGUGCUAUUUGCAGACUUUCAGCUGGGUGUAGAGUGGCGAGGCCGCCCGCCAAAGCCUGGGUUUAAGUUGGUGAUCCAUGAUAAACGCACUCAGGUCUUCCAAGACUGGAUUACAUUCACACCAGAGGAUUUUGAAGCGUUCCGACAAGAUAAAAAAGCGUCCUCGCGCAUUGUAGAGUGUGUGUAUGAUCCAGAAUGGCUCACGUACAUCCCUUCGCAUGACAAAAGCACAUGGGAUGUUGGGAGCACGGAGUUUAGCGCUACUGAGCGUGGUGUUGGAUGGAGGAAAGGUGGCUGGAAAUUUGUUAGAUGUCGUCCGGAUCGUAGUAUGCCGCUCGAGCGCACUUUUCUUACGAUGAUUGAAAAAGCAGUUGGCGAAGAUAUUAAGCUCGACGAGAUUGAACGAUUCUUUCCCGACGAUCCAUCGAAAAAGUCCAUGUCGGUUCAGCAUCAAGGCCGGAAUGACACCGCUGCAACGCCUGAUGACUUAACCCCACCAAGCAAGAAAAAACGAAGCAGCAGUGGAGCUAGUGGAAGUCAAGCAACCGGUACUGGUGUCUGUUACGACUUCCAGAACAAGGGCAUGUGCCAGCGUGGCCGGUUCUGCCACUUUUCGCACUGUGCCUGCAACUCCACGUGCUCAUGCACGCUGACCAAGAAUACUUAUGGCCAACGACCAUCGUAUAGAAGAAAUGACUACGAUGCCCCGCCAUCUCCCGAAGCUUCGCCGUCGUCCAGCGCUGAUGCGUCCACGGUGCCAGAUAUCUCACCCUCCUUGCGGCACACAAACGGCGAUACUAGCUCAAAGACUGAGGGCCAUGCAGGAGAGGAAGGAGAAGCUGGUGAGCUUACUGACAAUAGUAAUGUGCAUGUCAACAGCAUUUUUGCACCUCUCGUAAUCUUUAAUAAGGAAACGAUUGCUGCUAAGCGCGCGCAGUUGACAGCGGCCGGGAAUCGCCGUAUCUGGGCCAGCCUUGGAAUCGAAGAUAAGCCGCAACGCGCACGUCCUUGUGGGUUGAUCGUAUCGAGGUCCGGUGAAGUGGCGUAUGUCCGUCCAUCGGAAAAGUAA